Mandrillus leucophaeus (drill) is the source of this 3324-nucleotide messenger RNA. It is a transcript of the gene SLC9A8, whose product is annotated as solute carrier family 9, subfamily A (NHE8, cation proton antiporter 8), member 8. Bases 166 to 1953 code for a protein of 595 amino acids. The record is from RefSeq and is a predicted model, not a curated record. Gene Ontology annotation, biological process: proton transmembrane transport; regulation of pH; sodium ion transport. Gene Ontology annotation, molecular function: sodium:proton antiporter activity. The transcript has 16 exons. Lineage: Eukaryota; Metazoa; Chordata; Mammalia; Primates; Cercopithecidae. Gene Ontology annotation, cellular component: Golgi apparatus; membrane.
UCUCCCACCCUCAGGCCACUGAGACGGAGGCACAGAGGGCCGCCCCCACGCGGCCGAGGCCCCGCCUCCCGCUCGCCAGCCCGCGCCUCCAGCGGAAGCCGGAAGCAAAAGCGGGUCCUGCUAGCCCCGCAGCUCCGAACUCGGUGGUCCUGGAAGCUCCGCUGGAUGGGGGAGAAGAUGGCGGAAGAGGAGAGGUUCCCCAAUACAACUCAUGAGGGUUUCAAUGUCACCCUCCACACUACCCUGGUUGUCACGACGAAGCUGGUGCUCCCGACCCCUGGCAAGCCCAUCCUCCCCGUGCAGACAGGGGAGCAGGCCCAGCAAGAGGAACAGUCCAGCGGCAUGACCAUUUUCUUCAGUCUCCUUGUCCUAGCUAUCUGCAUCAUAUUGGUGCAUUUACUGAUCCGAUACAGAUUACAUUUCUUGCCAGAGAGUGUUGCUGUUGUUUCUUUAGGUAUUCUCAUGGGAGCAGUUAUAAAAAUUAUAGAGUUUAAAAAACUGGCGAAUUGGAAGGAAGAAGAAAUGUUUCGUCCAAACAUGUUUUUCCUCCUCCUGCUCCCCCCUAUUAUCUUUGAGUCUGGAUAUUCAUUACACAAGGGUAACUUCUUUCAAAAUAUUGGUUCCAUCACCCUGUUUGCUGUUUUUGGGACGGCAAUAUCUGCUUUUGUAGUAGGUGGAGGAAUUUAUUUUCUGGGUCAGGGUUUUUUUUGUGUCUGUGUGUUUGUGUGUUUUAUUUUACAGGCUGAUGUAAUCUCUAAACUCAACAUGACAGACAGUUUUGCGUUUGGCUCCCUAAUAUCUGCUGUUGAUCCAGUGGCCACUAUUGCUAUUUUCAAUGCACUUCAUGUGGACCCAGUGCUCAACAUGCUGGUCUUUGGAGAAAGUAUUCUCAACGAUGCAGUCUCCAUUGUUCUGACCAACACAGCUGAAGGUUUAACAAGAAAAAAUAUGUCAGAUGUCAGUGGGUGGCAAACAUUUUUACAAGCCCUUGACUACUUCCUCAAAAUGUUCUUUGGCUCUGCAGCGCUCGGCACUCUCACUGGCUUAAUUUCUGCAUUAGUGCUGAAGCAUAUUGACUUGAGGAAAACACCUUCCUUGGAGUUUGGCAUGAUGAUCAUUUUUGCUUAUCUGCCUUAUGGGCUUGCAGAAGGAAUCUCACUCUCAGGCAUCAUGGCCAUCCUGUUCUCAGGCAUUGUGAUGUCCCACUACACGCACCAUAACCUCUCCCCAGUCACCCAGAUCCUCAUGCAGCAGACCCUCCGCACCGUGGCCUUCUUGUGUGAAACAUGUGUGUUUGCAUUUCUUGGCCUGUCCAUUUUUAGUUUUCCUCACAAGUUUGAAAUUUCCUUUGUCAUCUGGUGCAUAGUGCUUGUACUAUUUGGCAGAGCGGUAAACAUUUUCCCUCUUUCCUACCUCCUGAAUUUCUUCCGGGAUCAUAAAAUCACACCGAAGAUGAUGUUCAUCAUGUGGUUUAGUGGCCUGCGGGGGGCCAUCCCCUAUGCCCUGAGCCUGCACCUGGACCUGGAGCCCAUGGAGAAGCGACAGCUCAUCGGCACCACCACCAUCGUCAUUGUGCUCUUCACCAUCCUGCUGCUGGGCGGCAGCACCAUGCCCCUCAUUCGCCUCAUGGACAUCGAGGACACCAAGGCACGCCGCAGGAACAAGAAGGACGUCAACCUCAGCAAGACGGAGAAGAUGGGCAACACUGUGGAGUCGGAGCACCUGUCGGAGCUCACGGAGGAGGAGUACGAGGCCCACUACAUCAGGCGGCAGGACCUCAAAGGCUUCAUGUGGCUGGACGCCAAGUACCUAAACCCCUUCUUCACUCGGAGGCUGACGCAGGAGGACCUGCACCACGGGCGCAUCCAGAUGAAAACUCUCACCAACAAGUGGUACGAGGAGGUACGCCAGGGCCCCUCCGGCUCCGAGGACGACGAGCAGGAGCUGCUCUGACGCCAGGUGCCAAGGCUUCAGGCAGGCAGGCCCAGGAUGGGCGUUUGCUGCCCACAGACACUCAGCAGGGGCCUCGCAGAGGUGUGUGCAUCCAGCAGCCCCUUCAGGACUCCAGACAUAGAGGGCGGGGCGAGGUACUGGCUGCAGGGUCACCUUAGUCCAGAACUUGCCAGGCCUUUGGAGCCAGGUGACUUCUUGGGAAACUGUCAUCUCCCCACUCCUCCCUGAGCCAGCCUCUGCUCAGUGUGGCUUGUCGGCCCACAGAGGGGAGGGAGCACGGGGCCAAGUGCCAGUCAUCUGUGAAGCUGGGGCACCUACCCCGCCACCUGGAGGACCCCUGUGGCCCCCUGCCUAGAGCACCAUCUACAGGUGUGCCAUUCCCCAGCCACUGCCUUCAUCCUGCCCCCGCCGGACUGGCAGAGCCAGGGGUGAGCCACCUGCCUUUGAGUCAUCAAGAUGCCUCCACAGCCACAAUUCUGACCUAAGUGGCAGGGCCCAGAAAUCUUGAAAAGCUCCCGCUGCCCUGUGUGGCACUUCCUGUGCUUCCUCAGGGAGAGGGAGAGAAACGGAGUGACCUUUUUCCAUUGUCUGAUUGGCACUUCUCAGCCUGUCUCCCUGGACAGCAGGUGGCUGCUGCCUUUCUCUGGGCAUCUUCUGAAUGUUUACACUGGUACCUUCUGGUAUCUUCUUUAGAGCCCCCUGCAAGCUGCAACCCAAGGCUUUUAUCUUGCAGGGUCAGAGCGCCCUCUAGAGGGAAAAGCUAGAGGCACAGGGUUCCUGCUGGCCCACAACUGCUGUCUUAAUUAGGUUUAAAUUCAUGCAUUUUACAGCAAAGUGCUGAGAGCCUCGUAGUCACCUCCUGCCAUCUGAUCUCCCUCCCCACCAUUCCCAUACUCAGUUGUUCUUUUGUCUAACCGGAGGCCACUGUGCCGAGGCCCUGCAGUGUCUGCUCACUGCUGCCAUCUUCGCUGCUAAUCAGGGUUCCAUCCUCUUUCCCCUCUCCCAGUUCCCCACCACGUUGGAUCCCAUUUGUCACCCAUGCUAGGGUCCCCAAAGCACUGGGGCAGGGGCCAGAGCAGCAGCACCCAGUGCUCCCCUCUCCCACCCCGACCUGGAGUCAGAAGCAGAUGCUCCACGCACACACACCCCAGCCCUGUCCCAGGGGCCCGGCCUCCUCAGCCAUCUCAGGGUGAGGAGCUGUCAGUCAUGUCCAGAUGGAAUGGAGUCACUGACUCGCAUCCUCUCCUCACCUCCCCUUUGACAAGCCUCAAACUGCUCAGCUCAUCGAAAGGCCAUUGCCAACUUCCGUAUGUGGUUCUGGGUCCCAGGGAGCCUUGGAACCUGGCCCCCUGGGGUGGUUUAAUUCACCAU